CACCUAACGAAGACUACAACAAUGCAUCAGAAAAAUGUCUGCGCCCAUGUUCAGUAGUUUUCAAGUAAUUUGGGCAUAUUUUUGAUUGUUUCUUACAGCUCUCUUUGUAUUUUGCAAGAUGGUUGAAAUAAACGAACUAGUGACAGUAACAAGGUUUCCAGAUGGAUUCAAGUUUGCUCUGAUGAUUCUGUAUUUCCCAAUCGGGGUGUUCCUCAUUGUAUGCAGAAUUUUAAUUGCCAUACAUACAUACAUUAUUGUGUGUUUAUUUCCGAGGGGUGCAGCUAGACGGCAGUUUGUGCGUGGCAUGUUAGGAGUGUUGGGUAUUCAUAUUUGGGUAGAAGAAGAUCCGAGCCCGCAGCAGGAGACUCCAAAAGUUCUUGUAGCAAAUUAUACAUCAGUCCUCGAUCAUAUAGUCAUUGAUGUGGUCAUCAGUCAUUUUGUGCCUUAUCACAGUAAUGUACCAAAAGUGUUCCAGUGGUUGCUAGGUUACAAAGACCUUACAUCUCCACAAGGAAAACAACAAUUUCUAGAGAAUGUGAAGAAGUUUGUACAAGAGCAAGAAUUUCCUAUUUUAAUGCAGCCAGAAGGUGUUCCUACUAACAAUAAUCUCGGACUUCUCAAGUUUAACACACAAGCUUUUGAAUUGGAAUUACCUGUUCAGCCGGUAUCUGUUCAUAUGUCAAGGCUGUCAUUUCCAUGUGCAUUGACAACUAUAGAUGGUCCUAGAUGGACUGACGUACUCUGGUGUUUCUUCACACCUGUAACUGUAUUUAAACUAAAAACACAUCCUGUAAUGAAGAAGGCAGAGGAAGAGACUGUGGAAGAUUUCAUAGAGAGAGUCCGGUCAGUUAUAGCGGGUGCUUUAAACCUUGAGUUGACGGAAUAUACUGCCGCUGAUAUAUAUGAAUAUCGCAAAAAAUUAAAAUCGGUACCACAAGCUCAGCAAAGAGCCAAACAACCUGCUCAAACAAGCCAAAACAUCACAGGUGGAAACAAUUCAGGAAGUUGUUUUGAUAGUGUUGAUGCUGAGUUAUGCAAAAUGGUUCAACAAGUGAAGGAUGUAUUGCCACAAGUUCCUGUUACAGCUGUGAAAAAAGACUUGGAGCUUACAAAAGAUGUAGAUGUUACAAUAUCUAACAUAUUAGAGGGUCGUGUUGUAUACAGUGCUGAAACAGAGGAGACAGCAACUAGCCAGACACAGUCAACAUCUUUAUUACCUGAUAAGGAUACAACAUUAUUUAAAGCUAGUUCAUUUUCUCGGAAUCCAUCUGACCGACAUUUAUCUCUGGAAGACAGGAAGAAGUUGAUGCUUGAAACGGCCCGACUUCGAUAUAAACAGAAACAUGGCAUGCUCUAGCAAUAGUUAUAUGUAUAUAGUGGGGUAACAAGAAUAAGAUUUGAAGUUGUGUCAGCCACCAUGUAGAACAUGAACAGACUACACAACUGUGCAGGCCAGUAUAGCUGUGUUCUAGUGGCAAUGGUUCAUCUCAACAGGGUAACUAAAGGCCAAAUUGUUAGAAUAUUGUCAAAUAAAUAAGUACAGUAAUUUAAGCCAACAAGAUGCAUAAAAAAUCAAAAUAAAUUUCAUAAAUUUGAUCAAAUAUGUAAAAAAUAGCCCACAAUUUGUUAUGAACAGCACAGGAAUAUUAUGACAAAAAUACUCCAUUUGAGCGGCAUCAUGACAAAACCAACAUAAUGGGUUUGCGACUAGCAUGGAUCCAUGCUGGUCGCUAACACACUAUGUUGGUUUUGUCGUGACGCGGCUCAUUUAUAUUUUGCAUGUGAAACGUUAUAAGGCAUGUGAACAUUUUAUACAUUUUUAAACUGAAGAUUAACAUUUCUCGUCUGGAGGUUUGCAGUUUUAAAAUGCCUACAUAUACAGUAGAACUUUGGUACAUCAAGGUUGAAGUGGCUUCAGUAAAAACUUUGAGACAUUGGGACAUAGGCUUGUGUAUUGGACUGAAUUUUUUGACAAAAUUGUGUUAGAGAAUGGGUAUUUGAUAAUUGCAAAAUGUGUUCUUUUGCAACACAGGUCAACUGUUUUAAUUAUUUCAUAGUAAAUUUGCAUUUUUUCCAACUGAUUUGCAAACAAACAGACAAAUAUAGUCAUUAAUGUUAUGAGUGAAUAUUGAUACAUUUAGUUAAUGUAAAGAAAUGUUUUGCCAUCAUAUUACAUUGUUUAGUUAUGUCAUGAUACAAAUAGGGAUAUACAUUGUAUAUAUGUCAUACAUUGUUUAAAUGAUGUAAUACAAGUCCUAAAUGAUGUUAUAAUACACUGAACAAACUUAUUAAAAUUCCUACCACAUAUUUUGAUCAAUGUGAAAAUACCUUUAAUAUACCGUAAUACACAAAUCUAACAAAAAGAUUACCCUUGAGGUUAAUGUAUUUUAUCCAAAAUAUAGGAUAUUUAAUAUAAUUACAAGGGUUUGUAUGAUGAGUUAUGUUCAGUGUUUAUUAUAUAAAUGAUGUAAUAUUUUAUAAUAUAUUGUGUAAAUCAUACAUGUAGGUUUUACAUUAUAUUUACAUUAUAUUCAUUAAUUGAUACAUGUCCUUCAUUGUAUGAAUGAUUAAUGUCAAACCUUGUAUAAAUAACGUAAUUGUAUCACAUGUCAUUAUGUCAUAUUAUGUAUAAAUCAUGAGAAAUAUUUUAUAUAUGAGUCAAAUGGUAUUUGACAUUACGACACAAGACUGUUAAGUGAAUUGGUCUAUAAUGGAAUGUCUGUAAUACAAUGAAUAAUUAUAUUGUUAGUAUUUAGUAUUAUACCUGUAAACAAACCACAAAAAUAAUUAUACAUGAAAGUUGUAGUAAGUGUGAGAUACAUAAUCCGAUAUUAUAUAAUUGAGCCGCGUCAUGACAAAACCAACAUAAUGCGAUUGCGACCAGCAUGGAUCCAGACCAGCCUGCGCAUCCGCGCAGUCUGAUCAGGAUCCAUGUUGUUCGCUAUCAGUUUCUCUACUUGUAAUAGAGCUGGUAAGCGAACAGCAUGGAUCCUGAUCAGACUGCGCGGAUGUGAGGCUGGUCUGGAUCCUUGCUGGUCGCAAACCCGUCAUGUUGGUUUUGUCGUGACCCGGCUCACAUAUAUUUAUAUAGCAGUUCUAAAACAAAAAGUUAUUAUUCAUUAUUCAUCAGAUAAAUCGUCAUUCUAAAUCACUUAAAACUUUAUCAACAUUUUUUUUUCAAGCAGCACUCUAUAAGAAUUUGUUUUUAUCAAUAUUUAAAAUACUAAUGGAAAAUGUACCCACUGUAGACCUAUCCACUUUAAUAACAUUUCAUUGAAUGUAUUCUGAUGUAAAUAUGUUCCCUGCAUUGCAAUGCAUUUAUGUUUUAUCAUUUAUUACAUAAAUGAUGUACAAUAAUGUUAUACAUAGCAUGAAUUAUUUUAAUUCAAUUAUUUUGUACAAUAUUUCCUUACAUUACAUAAGGAAUGUUAAGUUCUCUUGACUUCUGUAUAACUGGUGUAAAAAAUUACUACUUUGAAUGAUGAUGAUGAUCUUUAAGUCAUGGAAUCAAUAUAGAUAUAUAUUUAAAAGAAAUUUUCAAUCUGUAACUGCAUAAUGUGUAUAACAUUGAAUAAAAUAUGUAAAAAUGUAUAUACAGUAUUGCAUAAAUUACAUGUAUAUUAGAACUCAUUUAUAACAAUGACAAAUUAUGUACAAAUACGUACAUCAUUGCCUCAAUUAUGUACAAAUGUGUACAUCAUUGAAUUAAUUAUGUACAAAUAUGUACACCAUUGCAUUAAUUAUGUAGAAAAUAUGUCUGACAUUGCAACAUGCAUUGCAUAAAUGGUAAAAGAUAUGUGCUACAUUGUAUAAAUGGUAAAAUAUUUAUCUUUUACAUUGCAUAUAUGAUAAUAAAAUAGUGUCCCUACUCUGUUUAAAUAAUGUUAAAUAUAUAAUGAUAUACAAGGUUUAAGACCUGAUCUUUAAGCAUAAAUGAUGUAAACAUAAUUAUGCAUGCUAUCUUCUUUUCACUAAAAAAGUGUGAACAGAGUUUAAAAUGUAACCAUUAUUUUUAAAAGUGUGACAAAAUCUAGCAUGUUAUGAAAUAUUUGAAUAAAACUGUUUGUUAACAAGCUAGAGACCAUUCUAUUUUCUAGUAAAGACUGCUACAAAUACCUGCAUUGUUUUUCUUCUGAAUUAUCAGUGGUUAUGUUAAUAUAUGUGAGAAAUCUGUGAGAAGUUUACAGUUUUAGGUCAUGGUGAGUUAUUAGCCAGAAAAUGUUAGGCUUUGGUCAUAACUCUGCAGUUAGAAAAAUCAAACUGUCUUUUUAACAAUUAGAAUAAGUGUGUUUAUAAUGUAAGCUUUGUUGAAAUUUCGGUUUGUGUUUACAAUGUUUAUAAGUAUUCUUUUAAAAUGUUUCACAAAAUUUGAAGUGUCAUGUAGAAUGGUUUACUUGUGACAGAAGGUGUUUUUUUUACACAAGCAUACCAUUGUUUAAAUUGUUAUUUCAAUAAAUUGUUUUUGUUAGAAGAUACUGAAUGCUUUUAUGUUUUUUUUUCUAUUUCACUUUUAUUUUUACUCAUUUUUUCUUCUAAAUUUGAAGUAGUUGUCAAUUAUUUAUUAUGUAUAUCAGCCUUUGAAUAAAAUUAUGUUACUGCCAGUUGUGACUUAAUUGAAAAUUAUGAUUGCUUUCCAUUGUUUAUGGAUGGAUUUUUUGAUUGUCAGCAUGUUGAAAUGUAUGUUUCUCAUUGGAAAACAUGUGAUGGUCACUUAUGCAUGUAUGUUGGUAGUGUGCAAUUUCUUAACUUGUUAUGUUUUCAUUCUAGAAGUAAUUUCUUCAUGUUAGUAGUAUUUUCCAAAAAUGUACACUAAAAAUUACAGGAUGAUGUCAGUUUUUUUUUUAAAAAAGAUUUUUUAUUAAAAUCAGCAGCAUUAGUUAUUAUUUCAUUUUCAUUUGCUUUAGCUCUAUAAAGUUUGUCAGACUUUACAGAAAGUAUCUGUUAGUGCUGUGAUGCAAGUGAUUAAUGUUAAAGAUUUGAGCUGAGUCAUGACAAAACCAACAUAAUAGGUUUGCAACCAGCAUGGAUCCAGACCAGCCUGCGCAUCCGCGCAGUCUGAUCAGGAUCCAUGCUGUUCGCUAUCAGUUUCUCUACUUGUAAUAGGGUUUGUAAUCGAACAACAUUGAUCCUGAUCAGACUGCGCGGAUGCGCAGGCUGGUCUGGAUCCAUGCUGGUUGCAAACCCAUUAUGUUGGUUUUUUGUCAUAUCACGGCUCUUUUUUUUUCAAGCAGCAUUUUUAAAGAAAAUCCAAAUGAUACAUUUCUAUUGUUUUUAUCAAUAUUUGAAAUACUAAUGGAAAAUGUUCCCAUUGUAGAUACUUUUUAAACAUUAUUAGGUAUUGCAUAACAUUUAAGUAACUUUUUUUUUGCAAUUUGAUUUUGAAAUGUGUAUAUGAGACGUUAUUCAGAAUGUAAAUUGUUGUAUAUAUGCAAGGUGCUGCAUUACAUUUGAUGAAACCAUGUAAUUUGGUCAUUAAGUUCUAUAAAGUAUAUUAUCAUUAUCAUAAAUUUAUGCCUGAAUGUAACAUUUUCAUCUUUAGAUGGUUACCUUUUUUGUCGGAUAAAUAAAAUCUCAAUAACCAAA
Molecule: messenger RNA, 5583 nt
Organism: Ruditapes philippinarum (Manila clam)
Lineage: Eukaryota; Metazoa; Mollusca; Bivalvia; Venerida; Veneridae
Product: lipid droplet-regulating VLDL assembly factor AUP1-like
Exons: 11
Coding region: 119-1357 (412 amino acids)
Cellular component (GO): membrane
Molecular function (GO): ubiquitin binding
Source: RefSeq, a predicted model, not a curated record